Molecule: messenger RNA, 609 nt
Organism: Cuscuta epithymum
Lineage: Eukaryota; Viridiplantae; Streptophyta; Magnoliopsida; Solanales; Convolvulaceae
Source: the annotation of a GenBank genome assembly
CUGGCCGCCUAUCGUGCGAGGGAAGAAGAGUUCGAGAGGAGAAAGAAGGAAGUGACGGACAGGUUGCAGGCGCAUUUAGGGCGCGUCGGGGAAGAACAUAGGCGUUUGGCAGAACUCCAUAAGGCAGUGGAAGGAUUUGUUGAUCCGAUUGGGAAGGAAGCUGCAAAACUGCGCAAGAAGAUAGAUGCGGUCAACAAAGAUUUGAAGUCGCUGGGCCAGACCUGCCAGCGCAAGGAACAUGAGUAUCAACAGGUUCUGGAUUUAUAUAAUGUGAAGAGUAAGGAAAAGGCUCAACUCAUCACCGUACUAAUGGAGGUCGUGACCGAAAGUGAAAGACAGAGAAUGAAGAAACUGGAUGAGCUAAGCAAGGACGUGGAUUCGAUGUCUUCAACGAGGCCGAUUAAGCACCCUUAAGGCUCAUAAUUACAUAUAAGGCUGUCAGUCUGGCACCUAUAUACUAAAUUCCUUCCUUAAAACUUAGUAAUCUUUGAUUUUUUAAAUCAAUGAUUGUAAAUUUAGAUAAUGAUUGUAAUUAGUAUAAUUUUAUGAAAGUUAUUAUUUUUAUACUUUUGAAAUUAUUUUCACAAUGAACAUUUCCACAUCAUUUUU